Molecule: messenger RNA, 2725 nt
Organism: Triticum aestivum (bread wheat)
Lineage: Eukaryota; Viridiplantae; Streptophyta; Magnoliopsida; Poales; Poaceae
Exons: 2
Coding region: 296-1921 (541 amino acids)
Source: RefSeq, a predicted model, not a curated record
GACCGCAAGUCUCCGAUCACGACCUUACCCAGUGCCCACGGCCCCUUCGUCUCUCCCUCAUCCAUCUCCACAGCCGCCGUCUCCGCAGCCGCCGUCUUGCCCGGCGCCGCCGUCCCCAUCCUCAGCAGCACAGCGCGGGCGGUUGCCGAACCCCACUCCCUGCCCCUCUCCCUCCCCCGCCUCCGAGCCGUCCCCUAUCCCAGCAGGCAGCACAGGCAAGAAUUCCCCCAAAUCCCCAGCCAAUCUCGCCCCAACCCCCAACACCGCCGAAAGAACCCUAGAGCCAGUGCCGCCCAUGGCCAGCGCCGGCGGCAGGUUCGAGAAGAGCCCCACCGCCGAGAAAGCCCUAGAGGCAGCGCCGUCCGUUGUCAGCGCCGGCGGCAGGUCCGGGGAGGUCCCCACCGCCCAGUUCCACAUCUACCAGCCGCCAUCCUCUCUCCGCGGCUGGCCCGACGACCACGACACGGAGGCCGCCCUCCGCCACCUCGGGCUCCUCGAUUUCGCGCGGCUCCAGCUCCCGGACGGCAUCCCCCGGCACGACCUCGUCUCCGAUCUGGUCGCCUCCUACCACCGGGAGAACUGCCGGGGCUACGCCUACCUCUGGGGCGUCCGCGUCAGUGUCGACCGCAAGUCCUUCCUCAGCGCGGCAGCCCUCCAAGCCACGGCGGAGCACAAGGUGCUCCCUCCACGGCGCAGGACGAGGAGCACAAGGAGCUCGUCCACGGUUACCUGCGCCGCCUUGCAGUUCAUGGAAAUGUGGAUCCUCCCGCAGUUCCAUGGCAGGGACAUGUUGCCGUCGAUUGUGUCGGCUGCGAUGCGGGAGGUUAAGGCGGAGUUAGCGCAUAACGUGGACUGGGGUGAGCUGAUCUGGGACCUAGUACAGAAUGAGAUUCUCGAAUUGCCAAAGAGGGAUGAUAAAAAUUCAUACUUUGGGCUGCAUCUCCUGAGACUCAUUUGGCUAAAGCAUCCAGAGGUGUUCGGGUUGAAGGACAAGAUGGAAAGACUCGCUCGGGUGCAUCUUGACAGAAUCUUGCCGCAGGUAGUCGACAACGUGACAGAAAGAAUCCGGUUGGAGUUUAUGAGACCGAAGAAGAUUACGAGAUUCUUCCGGGUGCAGCAGCCGCAGGUUGUCAACAACCUGUCCAAACCGGUGGAGUCUGGGGAUGAAGCUGCAGCAGGUGUUCAAGUUCGACAGCAAUCUGUGGUGGGGGAUGAAGCUGCAGUAGUUGUUCAAGUUCAACAGCAACCCGUGGUGGGGGAUGAAGCUGCAGCAGUUGUUCAAGUUCAACAACAAUCCAUGGUGGUGCAGAGCUCACCGCUGGCCACAGUGCUGAAUAAUGAUGCAAGCGUGGGCAAGAGGAACAGCUUGGAGGCUGCCCUGGCAGAGCCUGGGCACGCUGAUACGCACAAGCAUGGAGUGAAGCAUGUGAAGCAGCAGUUUCAGCAGGGCAAUCAACAAAAGCAGACCUGUAACAGUAACAAGUGUAGUGUACCCAGUGGAUCCAUAGUGCUGAAUGAUGAUGCGAGCGUGGGCAAGAGGGACAUCAUGGAAGCUGCCCUGGUGGAGCCUGGGCAGGCUGAUGCACACAAGCAUGGAGUGAGGCAUGUGAAGCAGCAGUUUCAGCAGGUCAAUCGACAGAAGUGGACACGUAAGAGGAGCAAGCGUAGGGUACCCAGUGGAUCAACAAUCUCUUCCGCAAAUAGUUCUCGUGACAUUAUAGGAAUAAAGAGUGAGGUUAAACGUGUGCGACUGGAGAACCAACCUCCAAAGGAGUUGCUUGAAGCAGAGAUGUUUAUCCAGGCAAUUAAGGUGCUGAACGAGACACUAUCUGCAGAAACCAUCGUACAUAUCUUGCAGGACUCUCCACCGUCUGGCUCCCCACUGAUGCGGGGUGGUGCAGUAGUGGAGGUCACUAAAUAGGAGAACGGUUCUCACGCUCGAAUGUGAUCCUGGUGGGAUCAGUAACAAGAUGUAGAUUUGCUCUCAUCUCGUGAGCGUUUGGCUCUUGGUUGGCUAGUCUCGGAGAACUGGAAUCAUUGGUUCAUCUUUUGGAUGUGUUGCCCUAAAACCUGGAGCCAGAGUACUUCAUAUGAAACAAAUGAUAUAUUUGUUGGAUGGUUUCACUUUUUUGGGAGUAGUCAGCAUGUGGAUGCUUGGGCUUUCCAGGUAGGCUCCUAUACUAGGCAACAAUCAAGAAUGGCACUCCAUCUCCUCUCUUGGUCCGCGUGCUUCAUCAUUGUUCUCGUCGUUGCUUCUGCCACCGACUAUGAUUGUAAUAUGUGUCCUUGGGGGCGGUGACUUUGCACUACAGGGAUGAGCUCACAUUGGGUUAUAUCUACCGGAGACUAGAGCCUUAUUGGUCUUGAAUGCUGCCAGCAACUUAAAUGUGUUAACGAAGCAACAUGUUCUCCCCUGCUUCACAUUUCUCUAGUUCCAUAUAAUACAUGAAGAUGCCAUGUGUCGUUCAGAAUGUUUUUUUUUUUGCGGACACGUGUCGCUCAGAAUGUGAUUCUGGUGGGACAUGUAAUAGGAUAGGAUGUAGAUUUGUUCUUGUCUGGUUAGCGUUUGGCUUUUGGAGCUCGGCUUUAUGUGGUCUGUAGCUCAUGGUUGGCUCUGCUGUUAGAAAAAUUGGAUGCUUGGUUCAUCUUUUGGAUGCUUUGCCGUAAAAUCUGGAGCCAGAGUACCUCAUAUGAAAAAUAGAAGUUUUACGUGUUGGAUGUUUUA